Messenger RNA from Rhizoctonia solani, 540 nucleotides. RefSeq names its product TKL/LISK/LISK-DD1 protein kinase. Lineage: Eukaryota; Fungi; Basidiomycota; Agaricomycetes; Cantharellales; Ceratobasidiaceae. The transcript has 2 exons. The coding region runs from base 1 to 540 and encodes 179 amino acids. The record is from RefSeq and is a predicted model, not a curated record.
AUGUCGAUGGAUAGCUAUCACACCGCAUCAUCUGCAAUUACCUUACCAGCGCCUACCACCGACUCGGUUGCUCUGGGAUCUAUAGCCGCAGCAACAGAGGGCUCGACCGUCACGACCCGCCAAGUGGAAACGGAACCUUCGCUCAUUCAUCGAUUCACGCUUAUCAAGCCUGGUUCCACGCGCAGAGGAUCCGUCACCUUUACUCCUGCCUCAAACGGCCGUGGGGCUAGCCCUCCUCCACCUGAUAGCGCUCCAGGGUGGAGUCCGUUCGAAUUCUUUUUCGGAAGUGGAUAUAGCGCCAAGUGUGACUUGUGCACGAAGCGUCUCGGUUGGGGUUGGAAACCCGUCUUGGAAUGUGAUGAUUGUGGAAUGAGGGCUCAUAUCAAGUGUGGAGAAUUCGCACCAAGGGAUUGUGGACUCCGAGGACCAAGGCACGCUAGCCCUCCACCUUUCCCUGCAUCGCCCACUUCGCCCACGUCGCCCAAAUUCAAGCCGAACGUCAGGCGUAGGUCUGGAGAGGGUGCUACAGCCUCGGCAUGA